CGGGCUGAAUCCGCCGUCCGCUGCUGCCGCUAGAGGCGCUGGCGUCGCGUUGGCCAGAGGCACCGUGCCUGUAGGUGUAGUAGGCCUUCAGUAGCGUCGAGUUCACGCUCCGUCCGCUACCAGGUACCCAGGGGUACCCAGCACCACCAGGAGGGCUAAGGCUGUUCCACAAGGUGUCUCUCUCUCUCUAAUCGACCCAACACUCAGCCAACAUGCCGAAGCCAGCUCCCAGCACCGGGGACGACCCCGAUCCCACUCCAUACCUCUUCGUGUCGCUGGAACAGAAACGCAUCGACCAGACCAAGCCCUACGAUGCCAAGAAAGCCUGCUGGGUCCCAGAUGAAGCCGAAGGCUUCGUCCAGGGAGAGAUUAAGGGAACCAAGGGAGACCUUGUCACAGUCGGCCUCCCCAAUGGCGAGGAGAAGGCCUUCAAGAAGGAGCAGGUCGGCCAGGUGAACCCACCCAAGUACGAGAAGGCCGAGGACAUGUCCAACUUGACCUACCUUAACGAUGCGUCUGUCCUGUACAAUCUCAAGCAGCGUUAUUACCAUAAGCUCAUCUACACAUACUCCGGCCUGUUCUGCGUCGCCAUCAACCCCUACAAGCGUUUCCCCGUAUACACCAACCGUUGUGCCAAACUGUACCGUGGUAAGCGCCGUAACGAAGUCCCUCCUCACAUUUUCGCCAUCUCUGACGGCGCCUACGUCAACAUGCUCACAAACCGUGAGAACCAGUCUAUGCUUAUUACCGGUGAGUCUGGUGCCGGUAAGACUGAGAACACGAAGAAAGUAAUUGCGUACUUCGCCACCGUCGGUGCCUCCACAAAGAAAGACGAGGCUAAGGACACCAAGAAGGGAACUCUGGAGGACCAGGUCGUCCAGACUAACCCCGUUCUUGAAGCCUUUGGUAACGCCAAGACAGUGCGUAACGACAACUCCUCCCGUUUCGGUAAAUUCAUCCGUAUUCACUUCGGUCCCUCCGGUAAACUUGCUGGUGCCGACAUUGAGACAUACCUGCUGGAGAAGGCGCGUGUCAUCUCCCAACAGUCUCUGGAACGUUCUUACCACAUCUUCUACCAGAUGAUGUCCGGCUCCGUCAAGGGCCUGAAGGAAUCGUGCCUGCUCUCCAACGACGUCAACGACUACCACUUCAUUGCUCAGGGAAAGACCACAAUCCCUAACGUAGAUGAUGGCGAGGAAUGUACUCUGACGGAUCAAGCGUUCGACGUCUUGGGCUUCAGCGCUGAGGACAAGUCUGACAUCUACAAGAUCACCGCCUCCGUCAUGCACAUGGGUGGCAUGAAGUUCAAGCAGAGGGGUCGUGAGGAGCAGGCCGAGCCCGACGGCACUGAAGAGGGUGCCCGCGUUGCCAAGCUGCUGGGUGUUGACUGCGACGAUCUCUACAAGAACCUUGUCAAGCCUAGGAUCAAGGUCGGUAACGAGUUCGUGACCCAGGGCAGAAACGUGAACCAGGUAUCCUACUCCGUAGGUGCCCUGUCUAAGGGUAUUUUCGAUCGUCUCUUCAAGUACCUUGUGAAGAGGUGUAACGAGACCCUGGACACCCAGCAGAAGAGGCAGCACUUCAUUGGUGUGCUCGAUAUUGCUGGUUUCGAAAUUUUCGACUACAACGGAUUCGAGCAGCUUUGCAUCAACUUCACCAAUGAGAAGCUGCAGCAGUUCUUCAACCACCACAUGUUCGUCCUGGAGCAGGAAGAGUACAAAAAGGAGGGCAUUGUCUGGGCCUUCAUUGAUUUCGGAAUGGACUUGCUCGCUUGCAUUGAGCUGAUUGAGAAGCCCAUGGGUAUCCUCUCCAUCCUUGAGGAAGAGUCUAUGUUCCCCAAGGCCACCGACAAGACCUUUGAGGAGAAGCUGAUGAACAACCACUUGGGCAAGUCUCCCAACUUCCAGAAGCCCAAGCCGCCAAAGCCCGGCCAGCAGCCUGCCCACUUCGCCAUUGGUCACUACGCCGGCACUGUGUCUUACAACAUCACUGGCUGGCUGGAGAAGAACAAGGACCCCCUGAACGACACUGUCGUCGACCAGUUCAAGAAGGGUACCAACAAGCUGCUGGUGGAGAUCUUCGCUGAUCACCCCGGCCAGUCUGGUGGUGGUGGUGAUGCCGGCGGCAAGGGUGGCCGAGGAAAGAAGGGUGGUGGUUUCGCUACCGUGUCUUCGUCCUACAAGGAACAGCUGAACCAGCUGAUGACCACCUUGAGGAGCACCCAGCCUCACUUCGUCCGUUGUAUCAUCCCCAACGAGUUGAAACAGCCUGGUGUAAUCGACUCUCACCUUGUCAUGCACCAGCUGACCUGUAACGGUGUGCUUGAAGGCAUCCGUAUUUGCCGUAAGGGCUUCCCCAACAGGAUGAACUACCCCGACUUCAAGCUCCGGUACAAGAUCCUGGCGCCCCAGGCCAUUGCCAAGGUCGACGACGAGAAGAAAUGCGCCGAAAUUAUCUUGAAAAACACCGCCUUGGACGAGGAGUCCUACCGUCUGGGUCACACCAAGGUGUUCUUCCGUGCCGGUGUCCUGGGUCAGAUGGAGGAGUUGCGUGACGACCGUCUCGGCAAGAUCAUCUCCUGGCUCCAGGCCUACAUCCGAGGUUACCUGUCCAGGAAGGGCUUCAAGAGGUUGCAGGACCAGAGGAUCGCCCUCCAGGUCGUGCAGCGCAACUUGCGCAAGUACCUGCAGCUGCGCACCUGGCCUUGGUGGAAGUUGUGGCAGAAGGUCAAGCCUCUGCUCAACGUCACCCGUAUCGAGGACGAGAUCGCCGCUCUGCAAGACAAGGCCGCCAAGGCCCAGGAGAACUUCGAGCGCGAGGAGAAGCUCAGGAAGGAGCUGGAGUCCCUCAACGCCAAGCUCACCGCCGAGAAGACCGCUCUGCUCAAGAACUUGGACGGCGAGAAGGGAGCCCUCUCCGAGUACCAGGAGAAGUCUUCCAAGCUGGCCGCCCAGAAGGCCGACCUCGAGUCCCAGCUCACGGACGUCCAGGAGCGUCUGCAGCAGGAGGAGGAUGCCCGCAACCAGCUGUUCCAGGCCAAGAAGAAGCUGGAGCAGGAGGUGUCUGGCCUGAAGAAGGACGUCGAGGACUUGGAGCUGAACCUCCAGAAGUCCGAGCAGGACAAGGCCACCAAGGACCACCAGAUCCGCAACCUCAACGACGAGAUCGCCCACCAGGAUGAGCUCAUCAACAAGCUCAACAAGGAGAAGAAGCUCCAGGGCGAGACCAACCAGAAGACCGGCGAGGAGCUGCAGGCUGCCGAGGACAAGGUCAACCACCUCAACAAGGUCAAGGUCAAGCUGGAGCAGACCCUGGACGAGCUCGAGGACUCCCUUGAGCGCGAGAAGAAGCUGCGUGGUGACGUCGAGAAGGCCAAGAGGAAGGUUGAGGGCGACCUCAAGCUGACCCAGGAGGCCGUCACCGACCUGGAGCGCAACAAGAAGGAGCUGGAGCAGACCGUCCAGCGCAAGGACAAGGAGAUCUCCUCCCUGACCGCCAAGCUGGAGGACGAGCAGUCCGUCGUCGGCAAGCUCCAGAAGCAGAUCAAGGAGCUGCAGUCCCGCAUCGAGGAGCUCGAGGAGGAGGUCGAGGCCGAGCGCCAGGCGCGCACCAAGGCCGAGAAGCAGCGCGCCGACCUCGCCCGCGAGCUCGAGGAGCUGGGCGAGCGUCUGGAGGAGGCUGGCGGCGCCACCUCGGCCCAGAUCGAGCUCAACAAGAAGCGCGAGGCCGAGCUGGCCAAGCUCCGCCGCGACCUGGAGGAGGCCAACAUCCAGCACGAGGGCACCCUCGCCAACCUGCGCAAGAAGCACAACGACGCCGUGGCUGAGAUGGGCGAGCAGAUCGACCAGCUCAACAAGCUCAAGGCCAAGGUUGAGAAGGACAAGUCUUCCAUGGUUGCUGAGCUCAAUGACCUCCGCGGAUCCGUCGACCACCUCACCAACGAGAAGGCCGCCACCGAGAAGGUCGCCAAGCAGCUGCAGCACUCCCUCAACGAGGUGCAGGGCAAGCUGGACGAGACCAACCGCACCCUCAACGACUUCGACGCCGCCAAGAAGAAGCUGUCCAUCGAGAACUCCGACCUGCUUCGCCAGCUGGAGGAGGCCGAGAGCCAGGUGUCUCAGCUCAGCAAGCUCAAGAUCUCGCUCACCACCCAGCUCGAGGACACCAAGAGGUUGGCCGACGAGGAGGGCCGCGAGCGUGCCACCCUGCUCGGCAAGUUCCGCAACCUGGAGCACGACCUCGACAACCUGCGCGAGCAGGUGGAGGAGGAGGCCGAGGGCAAGGCUGACCUGCAGCGCCAGCUCAGCAAGGCCAACGCCGAGGCCCAGCUGUGGCGCUCCAAGUACGAGUCCGAGGGCGUCGCCCGCGCCGAGGAGCUCGAGGAGGCCAAGCGCAAGCUGCAGGCCCGCCUCGCCGAGGCCGAGGAGACCAUCGAGUCCCUCAACCAGAAGGUCGUCGCCCUGGAGAAGACCAAGCAGAGGCUCGCCACCGAGGUCGAGGAUCUGCAGCUCGAGGUCGACCGCGCCACCGCCAUUGCCAACGCCGCCGAGAAGAAGGCCAAGGCCAUCGACAAAAUCAUUGGCGAAUGGAAGCUCAAGGUGGACGACCUCGCCGCCGAGCUGGACGCGUCACAGAAGGAAUGCCGCAACUACUCGACAGAGCUGUUCAGGCUGAAGGGCGCGUACGAGGAGGGCCAGGAGCAGCUGGAGGCGGUCCGCCGCGAGAACAAGAACCUGGCCGACGAGGUCAAGGACCUGUUGGACCAGAUCGGCGAGGGUGGCCGCAACAUCCACGAGAUCGAGAAGGCCCGCAAGCGCCUGGAGGUCGAGAAGGACGAGCUGCAGGCCGCCCUGGAGGAGGCCGAGGCCGCUCUGGAGCAGGAGGAGAACAAGGUGCUGCGCAGCCAGCUGGAGCUGUCCCAGGUCCGGCAGGAGAUCGACCGCCGCAUCCAGGAGAAGGAGGAGGAGUUCGAAAACACAAGGAAGAACCACCAGCGUGCUCUGGACUCCAUGCAGGCAUCCCUGGAGGCUGAGGCCAAGGGCAAGGCUGAGGCCCUGCGCAUGAAGAAGAAGCUGGAGGCCGACAUCAACGAGUUGGAGAUCGCACUGGACCACGCUAACAAGGCUAACGCUGAGGCACAGAAGAACAUCAAGAGGUACCAGCAGCAACUCAAGGACGUUCAGACCGCCCUGGAGGAGGAACAGCGCGCCCGCGACGACGCCCGCGAACAGUUGGGCAUCUCAGAGCGCCGCGCCAACGCCCUGCAGAACGAGCUGGAAGAGUCCCGCACCCUCCUCGAGCAGGCCGACCGCGGCAGGAGACAAGCCGAGCAGGAGCUGGGAGACGCCCACGAGCAGCUCAACGAGCUGUCCGCACAGAACACCUCCAUCUCCGCCGCCAAGAGGAAGCUCGAGUCCGAGCUGCAGACACUGCACUCCGACCUCGACGAGCUCCUCAACGAGGCCAAGAACUCCGAAGAGAAGGCCAAGAAGGCCAUGGUCGACGCCGCCAGGUUGGCUGACGAGCUCCGAGCGGAACAGGACCACGCCCAGACACAGGAGAAGCUCCGCAAGGCGCUGGAGACCCAGAUCAAGGAGCUCCAGGUCCGAUUGGACGAGGCAGAGAACAACGCCCUCAAGGGCGGCAAGAAGGCCAUCCAGAAGCUGGAACAGCGCGUCCGGGAACUGGAGAACGAACUGGACGGCGAACAGAGGAGGCAUGCGGACGCCCAGAAGAACCUGCGCAAGUCCGAGCGCCGCAUCAAGGAGCUCAGCUUCCAGGCCGAGGAGGACCGCAAGAACCACGAGAGGAUGCAGGACCUCGUCGACAAGCUGCAGCAGAAGAUCAAGACAUACAAGAGGCAGAUCGAGGAGGCGGAAGAAAUCGCUGCCCUCAACCUGGCCAAAUUCCGCAAGGCACAACAGGAGCUGGAGGAGGCCGAGGAGCGCGCAGACCUCGCAGAACAGGCCAUCGCCAAGUUCCGCGCAAAGGGCCGAUCUGGCUCCGCGGCGCGAGCACUCAGCCCAGCGAAACAGGCCGCACGCAAACUGGAAUAAGAUCUUACAACAACAAUCCCCCACCGGCCCCCCAGGUCUAUGCUUGGGGAAGGCGGCGCAUUCCCCCCGAGGUUCGACCUACACCCCGAGGGUGACUUCUAAGAACAUACCAGCUAUUUAUAUUUAAUGGACUGUGAAUGGACAUCUUACCGAGCACACCAGCAAAAGAGAGAGAGAUACAAAUUUUUUUUUUAUUUAUUUUGUAAGAGCGACUACUUUCCAACGGCAUGAAGAUUAUUAUAUGUAAGGACCGACAUAAUAACAAUGGCGUCUGUGUAUUUUAUAAUUUCCGUUUCCUGUUGAUAAAUGUAUUUAUGAGUAUAUAAUGAUUCCAUACAAGUCUGAGUCGGACACGUGUGGUCUGGUCGCUCGAGCUGCUAUAUGAAUCACACGUGUACAUCCGCUUCAAUUCAUAAAUAAACUUUAUAUCGUGAUUGUAUCACAACAAACCAA
This is a messenger RNA of Thrips palmi, 6509 nucleotides long. RefSeq names its product myosin heavy chain, muscle (gene Mhc). Bases 213 to 6056 code for a protein of 1947 amino acids. The record is from RefSeq and is a predicted model, not a curated record. The transcript has 34 exons. Lineage: Eukaryota; Metazoa; Arthropoda; Insecta; Thysanoptera; Thripidae. Gene Ontology annotation, molecular function: cytoskeletal motor activity; actin filament binding; ATP binding. Gene Ontology annotation, cellular component: myosin complex.